AUGGAAGAUAAAGCUACACAUGUAUCUGGUGGAUCCAGUCGUGUCGAUGACGAGAGUAAUAGUCAUGCAACUGCAAUAGAAACGUCUUCAGCUUCAUCUGUAUCAAAUCUAGCAGUGAAUGUAGGUGUACCAAGUUUACUUGACUCACGGACACUCCCUCCUGUGAUCGAGAGUGUCGACGAGACGGCGCCCCGCUAUUUGCCACGAGAAGAUGAAUCCGCAGCGUCCACUUUGACAUUCCGUGAUGCUUUUGCCCGGUUACGUAAAACAUCAUCGUAUGUCCUUCCUCCACCAGAGAAAUCACAGGAGGAAAAAGCUCCAGUAAGAGACGCAGCUGCCAUUGUGUAUGUGAAUCGACGACAGCAGGGCAAUCCGAUGCUCAAGGCCGUUCGCAAUGUAGGACUUGAAUUCCGAGACGGAUUGAUCUCGGACUAUGUGAUAGGGGAAUCUUCCUGCUGCAUCUUAUUCUUAAGUGUGAGGUAUCAUCUACUGCAUAAUAGCUAUUUGGAAGAACGCGUGCAGAGUGUACGAAAGGAUGAUCCAACACACUAUAAAACGAAACUCGUCUUGUGUUUUGUCGAUGUGGAUGAUAAUGAGGUGGCAUUACGUGAAAUCAACCGCGUUGCCCUAUUGAGUGGUUUUACGCUGGUACUGGCGUGGAGUUGGCUUGAAGCUGCGCGGUAUCUGGAGACAUUUAAGGCUUACGAGAACAAGUCAGCAACGAUCAUCAAGGAGAAAGUGGAGGCCGAGUUUUUGCCUAAGGCCAACGAUGUACUCACGUCCAUCCGAUCGGUGAACAAGACGGAUGUGGUUACAUUGUUGUCCACGUUUGGGACAGUGAAAGGGCUCAUGAAUGCGUCCAUGGAGGAACUCUCACUUUGUCCCGGUGUGGGCGCCAAGAAGGUGCGCCAGCUACUCGAGACUUUUCAAGAGCCUUUUACAAAGCAGUGA
Messenger RNA from Peronospora farinosa, 951 nucleotides. NCBI's taxonomy places the organism in Eukaryota, Oomycota, Peronosporomycetes, Peronosporales, Peronosporaceae. The record is from the annotation of a GenBank genome assembly.